GCCGGUGGCCCCGGGGGAGGCAGGGGGAGGGGCGCGGAGGCGGCGGCCGCUGGAACCGCGCAGCGUACUGGAACUAGCCCCGCACUUGGCGCCCGCCAGCCCGUCAGAUCCCGGCUGGGCUUUCAGCGGGACACGUGGCCAUCAAGAAUCAUGAGCAACCCCUUUGCACACCUUGUUGAGCCUUUGGAUCCUGCACAACCAGGAAAGAAAUUCUUCAAUUUGAAUAAAUUGAAGGAUUCAAGAUAUGAACGCUUACCAUUUUCUAUCAGAGUUCUCCUGGAGGCAGCCAUUCGGAACUGUGAUCAAUUUUUGGUGAAGAAAAAUGACAUUGAAAAUAUCCUAAAUUGGAAUGUCAUGCAGCAUAAGAACAUAGAAGUGCCCUUUAAGCCUGCCCGCGUCAUACUGCAGGACUUCACGGGGGUGCCAGCCGUGGUUGAUUUUGCGGCCAUGCGCGAUGCCGUGAAGAAGUUAGGAGGAGAUCCAGAGAAAAUAAACCCCAUCUGUCCUGCCGAUCUUGUAAUUGAUCAUUCCAUCCAGGUGGAUUUCAACAGAAGGACAGACAGUUUACAGAAGAAUCAAGACCUGGAAUUUGAAAGAAAUAGAGAACGAUUUGAAUUUUUAAAGUGGGGUUCUCAGGCUUUUCGCAACAUGCGGAUUAUCCCCCCCGGCUCCGGAAUCAUCCACCAGGUGAAUCUGGAGUAUUUGGCAAGAGUGGUAUUCGAGCACGAUGGCUCUUACUACCCGGACAGCCUCGUGGGCACGGACUCGCACACUACCAUGAUUGAUGGCUUGGGUGUCCUCGGCUGGGGAGUGGGCGGAAUCGAAGCAGAAGCGGUCAUGCUGGGCCAGCCCAUCAGCAUGGUGCUUCCGCAGGUGAUUGGCUACAAGCUGGUGGGAAAUCCCCACCCUCUGGUGACGUCCACUGACAUCGUGCUCACCAUUACCAAGCACCUGCGCCAGGUGGGGGUAGUGGGCAAAUUUGUGGAGUUUUUCGGGCCAGGCGUACCCCAGUUGUCCAUUGCUGACCGAGCUACAAUUGCAAACAUGUGUCCAGAGUAUGGAGCAACUGCUGCCUUCUUCCCGGUUGAUGACGUUAGCAUCAAGUACCUGGUGCAGACGGGUCGUGAUGAAGAAAAAGUAAAGCAGAUGAAAAAGUAUCUUCAAGCUGUAGGAAUGUUUCGGGAUUUCAGUGACCCCUCUCAAGACCCAGACUUUGCCCAGGUUGUGGAAUUAAAUUUGAGAACGGUCGUGCCUUGCUGCAGUGGACCAAAAAGGCCUCAGGACAAAGUCGCUGUAACCGACAUGAAAAAGGACUUUGAGAACUGCCUCGGAGCCAAGCAAGGGUUUAAAGGAUUCCAGGUUGCUCUGGACCAUCAUAAUGACCAGAAGACGUUUAUCUAUAAUAAUAGCGAAUUCACCCUCACUCAUGGGUCGGUGGUCAUCGCUGCUAUUACUAGCUGUACAAACACCAGUAACCCGUCUGUGAUGUUAGGAGCAGGACUCUUGGCCAAGAAAGCUGUGAAUGCUGGCCUGAACGUGAAGCCUUACAUCAAAACCAGCCUGUCUCCUGGAAGCGGUGUGGUCACCUACUACCUGCGAGAGAGUGGGGUCAUGCCGUACCUGUCCCAGCUUGGGUUUGAUGUCGUGGGCUACGGUUGCAUGACCUGCAUCGGCAACAGCGGGCCCUUACCUGAACCUGUGGUCGAAGCCAUCACGCAGGGAGACCUGGUCGCUGUCGGAGUACUCUCUGGGAACAGGAAUUUUGAAGGUCGAGUCCACCCCAAUACCCGGGCCAACUAUUUAGCCUCUCCACCCUUGGUGAUAGCCUAUGCAAUUGCUGGGACCGUCAGGAUCAACUUUGAGAAAGAGCCACUGGGGGUCAAUGCAAAGGGACAACAGGUAUUUCUGAAAGACAUCUGGCCAACCAGAGACGAGAUCCAGGCGGUGGAGCGUCAGUACGUGAUCCCUGGCAUGUUUAAGGAGGUCUACCAGAAGAUAGAGACCGUGAAUGAAAGCUGGAAUGCCUUAGCAGCCCCAUCGGACAAGCUAUAUUGCUGGAAUCCCAAAUCUACAUACAUUAAGUCACCACCGUUCUUUGAAAACCUGACUUUGGAUAUCCAGCCCCCUAAAUCUAUAGUGGAUGCCUACGUGCUGUUAAACUUGGGGGAUUCCGUAACAACGGACCACAUCUCUCCGGCUGGAAAUAUUGCAAGAAACAGCCCUGCUGCUCGGUACUUAACUAACAGAGGCUUGACUCCACGAGAAUUCAACUCCUAUGGCUCCCGCCGAGGUAAUGAUGCCAUCAUGGCACGGGGGACGUUUGCCAACAUUCGCUUAUUAAACAAAUUUUUGAACAAGCAGGCACCACAGACUAUACAUCUGCCUUCUGGAGAAAUUCUUGACGUGUUCGAUGCUGCUGAGCAGUACCAGCAGGCAGGCCUUCCCCUGAUCGUUCUGGCCGGGAAAGAAUACGGCUCAGGCAGCUCCCGAGACUGGGCAGCCAAGGGCCCUUUCCUCCUGGGAAUCAAAGCUGUCCUGGCUGAAAGUUAUGAGCGCAUUCACCGCAGUAACUUGGUGGGAAUGGGGGUGAUUCCCCUCGAAUAUCUCCCUGGGGAGACCGCAGACACCCUGGGACUCACAGGGCGGGAACGAUACUCCAUCAUCAUUCCAGAAAACCUCACACCACGAAUGAAAGUGCAGGUCAAGCUGGAUACCGGGAAGACCUUCCAGGCCAUCAUGAGGUUCGACACGGACGUGGAGCUCGCUUAUUUCCACAACGGGGGCAUCCUCAACUACAUGAUCCGCAAGAUGGCCAAGUAGGUCAGCUGCACUCGGAGCCCUGCGCUUGGAGCUGCGCCGGGGGAAGCGAAGCGCCACUAGCCCACAGGGCCCUUGGUGCAGAGCAUCCCCAGCGCGUGGCGGCCUCCCUGCACGGAAGCGCGUAAGCACUGACGUAACUGGUGCCAUUCCUCCGGGCUCAGAAUGCGCAGUUCUGACAUUCUCUAUUUUUGUGGAUCUUUUUCUCUUUUUCUAGAAUUUGGAGCUAGAAUGGUGGGAAUGUCAGUAGUGCCAGAAAGAGAGAACUUGAGCUUGUGUGUGAAGUCACUGAUCACAGAAUGUCGAUUUUUCACUCUUGGCCUGUUAAUGUUCAGCUGGACACAAAUAAGUCUUCUCAGAAGGCAUCCCCUGUCCCCAUUUCUGUUCCUCUGUUAUCCUCUGCUCCAUGAAACCUUCCCUUGAGCGCCACUGGCCUUUGCAUAUUAUGCCAGUGUUAACUGACACGGUAGAUGAAAAUGUUCUCAAAUCACAGCGGUGAUUGUGAUUCUCCUGUCUGCCUUCUUCCUUCGGAAGGAGUGAUCCAGACACCUCGUGGGCAGGUCAGACACUGACAUUUUUUGAUUAUGUGCCUUUAGAUGGAUCAACAUUAAAAAAAAAAAAAAUGUGAUGUUUUCUUUUACUCUCCUCAAAAUUUUUCCCCAGAAAAUUCAUUUGUCAAGAGGAGAACUUUGGUGGUGGUUUUGGAGAGAGACUUAGAACAUUUGUAAUUUGAGGAAGAUUAAAUCUAUUUUCAAGGAAA
Molecule: messenger RNA, 3577 nt
Organism: Zalophus californianus (California sea lion)
Lineage: Eukaryota; Metazoa; Chordata; Mammalia; Carnivora; Otariidae
Gene: ACO1
Product: aconitase 1
Exons: 21
Coding region: 151-2820 (889 amino acids)
Biological process (GO): tricarboxylic acid cycle; citrate metabolic process
Cellular component (GO): mitochondrion; cytosol
Molecular function (GO): aconitate hydratase activity; iron-responsive element binding; 4 iron, 4 sulfur cluster binding
Source: RefSeq, a predicted model, not a curated record